AUGGCUACUCCCCAGUCGACCACGUCCGACGCCGCGGCUCCCGACUCUAGUAACGAGCAAAUCAGUUUCCGCUUCUGCUCCGAGUGCUCCAAUAUGCUCUACCCCAAGGAGGACGAGCAAGAACACAAGCUUCAGUACACCUGCCGCACCUGCCAGUACACUGAGGACGCCCAGUCCACCUGCAUCUUCCGCAACGUCCUCAACACGUCUGCUGGCGAGACGGCCGGUGUGACCCAGGAUGUCGGAACUGACCCUACGCUCCCUCGCUCCAACAAGUCUUGCCCCUCGUGUCAACAUGAAGAGGCCGUCUUCUUCCAGUCGCAGCAGCGCAGUGCUGAGACGGGCAUGAAACUCUUCUACGUCUGUUGCGAAUGCGGUCACAUCUUUACUUGA
Messenger RNA from Geosmithia morbida, 393 nucleotides. Its product is annotated as DNA-directed RNA polymerase II subunit RPB9. NCBI's taxonomy places the organism in Eukaryota, Fungi, Ascomycota, Sordariomycetes, Hypocreales, Bionectriaceae. The transcript has 3 exons. Gene Ontology annotation, molecular function: zinc ion binding; nucleic acid binding; DNA-directed RNA polymerase activity. Gene Ontology annotation, biological process: transcription-coupled nucleotide-excision repair; DNA-templated transcription; transcription initiation at RNA polymerase II promoter. Bases 1 to 393 code for a protein of 130 amino acids. The record is from RefSeq and is a predicted model, not a curated record. Gene Ontology annotation, cellular component: RNA polymerase II, core complex.